GAGCUUUAGGUAAGGAACAGUUAAUUCCCAUCCUCGUUUAGGACUCCAGUAUGCUGCACCCAGUCUGUACAUUGAGAGGAUUGUCCUUCUACCAGCAUCACAAGAAACACUUCUAGGUUAUGCAGCUGGGAAGCUGACAACAUUGUGAAAGAGAGGCAAACCCAGGAUAGUCUACAUACCCAGGGAAAUCAGGGAAGGACACAUGGCGUCACCUUGGAGCCAGGAUGACUCUUUCGAAGAGGAGGACUCCCAUAUCACCAGAAUGGAUCCGAAAGAGGUGCAGCCUGGUGGCUCUGGAGCCUACGACCUGGAGAAGAGUAGACAGAUGGAGGGCGAUCCAGAAGGGCACUUCCACAAAAUCCCGCUGGACACAGAAACAGGUCUCAACCCUGGAGUCAGUAGGAAGCUGUUUACAAACCCAGGCAGAGGAAGCCACCAGUCGUACGUGGAGCUGAGUGAGCUGAAGAUGGACACGAAUCAGGAGCUGUUCUGGCAGGAGACGGCGCGCUGGGUCCGAUUCGAGGAGGAUUUCAACCAGGAUGUGGAGCACUGGGGCAAGCCGCACAUCUCCUACUUGACCCUCAAGAGCCUGCUGGAGCUGCGCAGGACCAUGGGGAAGGGGGCCGUUCUCUUGGACCUGCAGGAGCGCAGUCUGGCAGGCAUCGCCAGCAAGGUGGUGGACAGCAUGGUGAAGGACGGCCAGGUCAGAGAGCAGGACCGGGCCCAGCUGUUCCGGGCUCUGCUCCUCAAACACAGCCACCCCAAGCAGCCAUCCUCUGCAUCGGAGCCUCUCCUGGAGGGCGAGCACAUCGAGAUGGAGAGCUUCUCCGUCACCCAGGAGAGGGAUUCUGCAGAGAAUGCAGAAGCUACUGUUGUGCUUGUAGGCGAGGCGCAGUUCUUGGAGAAGCCCACCAUGGUGUUUGUGCGUCUGAAGGAUCCUGUGGUGCUGGAGUCCGUGUUGGAGGUGGAGCUCCCUGUGCGCUUCCUCUUCGUGCUGCUUGGGCCCAGCCUGCCCCACAUGGAGUACCACGAGAUCGGACGCGCCAUUUCCACCCUCAUGGCAGACCAGGAGUUCAACGUGGCAGCGUACCUGGCAGAGAGCCGCAGUGAACUGGUGACAGGGAUCAAUGAGUUCCUGGACUGCAGCAUUGUAAUCCCUCCCUGCGAGAUCCAGAGCGAAGGCUGGCUACGUUCCAUAGUGGAGUUCCAGAGGCAGAUCCUCAAGAACCGCUUCAGACCGCUGGAGCGCCAGGGAGGGAAGCAGCCGUCGGAGACACUAGGGAAAGUCCUACCCUCCAAGCAGCAGGAAGCUGGGGACGUGGACGAUCCUCUCAGACGGACACGGAGACCCUUCGGGGGGCUGGUGAAGGACAUCAAGCGGCGCUACCCUCACUACCUCAGUGACAUCACCGACGCAGUCAACCCCCAGGUCCUGGCCGCUGUCAUUUUCAUCUACUUUGCCGCCCUCUCGCCCGCUGUCACGUUUGGGGGGCUGCUGGGGGAGAAGACGAAGAACUGGAUGGGGGUGUCAGAGCUGCUGGUGUCCACGGCUGUCCAGGGGGUCCUGUUCUCUGUGGUGGGGGCCCAGCCUCUCCUUGUCAUCGGGUUUUCAGGCCCGCUCCUGGUCUUCGAGGAAGCCUUUUUCGCUUUCUGUGAAUCCCAGAAGUUUGAGUACAUCGUGGGGCGCGUGUGGAUCGGGUUCUGGCUCAUCCUCAUUGUUGUUGUGAUUGUGGCAUUCGAGGGCAGCUUCUUGGUGCGCUUCAUCUCGCGCUUCACCCAGGAGAUCUUUUCCUUCCUCAUCUCCCUCAUCUUCAUCUACGAGACCUUCUUCAAGCUCUUCAAGAUUUUCGCGCAACACCCCUUGCUUAAGAAUUAUGACUACCUGAACUCCACUGCAGGCACAGCUGACAGCACCCCGAAAGUCCCCCACCCCAACACUGCCCUGCUGUCCCUGGUUCUCAUGAUUGGAACUUUCUUCAUCGCCUUCUUCCUCAGGAAAUUCAAGAACAGCAUGUUUCUGCCGGGGACAAUCCGUCGUAUUAUUGGAGAUUUUGGAGUCCCUAUCUCCAUCCUCAUCAUGGUUCUCAUAGACUUCUUCAUCAGUGACACCUACACCCAGAAACUGAGUGUGCCCUCCGGUCUGUCGGUGUCUCUCAAGGAUCAGAGAGGCUGGUUCAUCAGUCCCAUGGGGCUGGAGAAGGAUUUCCCCAUCUGGAUGAUGUUUGCGUCUGUUGUCCCGGCAAUGCUGGUCUUCAUCCUCAUCUUCCUCGAGUCUCAGAUCACAACGCUUAUCGUGAGCAAGCCAGAGAGGAAGAUGGUAAAGGGCUCUGGGUUCCACCUGGACCUGCUCCUGGUGGUGGGAAUGGGAGGAGUGGCUGCCCUCUUUGGGCUGCCCUGGCUCAGCGCAGCCACGGUACGCUCAGUCACCCACGCCAACGCGCUGACCGUCAUGAGCAAGGGGGCCAAACCAGAGAUCGAGAAGGUGCUAGAGCAGAGGAUCAGCGGGAUGCUCGUCGCCAUCCUUGUGGGUCUCUCUAUCCUGAUGGAGCCCAUUCUGAAGCUCAUCCCCCUGGCUGUGCUUUUCGGGAUCUUCCUGUACAUGGGGGUCACCUCCCUGAACGGCAUCCAGCUGUUUGACCGAAUGCUCCUCCUGCUGGUCCCCCCGAAGUACCACCCUGACGAGGCCUACAUCCACCGGGUGAAGACGUGGCGCAUGCACAUGUUCACCCUGAUUCAGAUUGUCUGUCUGGUGCUUCUGUGGGUGAUCAAGUCCAGCCCUGCCUCGCUGGCUCUGCCCUUCAUCCUCAUCCUUACCAUCCCCCUGCGCAGGUUCCUGCUCACCCGCCUCUUCAGCGAGCUCGAGAUCAAAUGCUUGGAUGCGGACGAUGCCAAGGUGCAGUUUGAGGAGAAGCUAGGGGAGGAUGUCUACGAUGAGAUCCAAAUGCCUGUCUAACCUCCGCGGGGGGCCCUUCACAAUUCUAAUCAGGAUACACUCCAAGCUUCUGUACGUCUGCAAAAUACUACCCAGGGACCCAACAGUGCCAUCCAGCCAAUACAAGGCACUAAUGCAGGGAUUGAAGAAUCUGAGCCAUAGCGAAUACAUUAACAUAUUUAUGUAUUAGCAAUCAGUUAGAUUAAUUUCCAAGUGCCUAUACUGCCAUGCUAGACUGUUACUGGAAAAUUGUAUUGAUCUAUGCAGGAGUAUACUCUCCUGAACCUCCAAGUUUAGGUUUUAUGUGGUGAUAUCUUAGGGUCCGUUGAAAAUGUAAAUAAAAUAUGCUUUAGAAAUUUCUGUACCUUCAGUUUCCACUUCUCAUAAGACUGUUGUGGUCUCUUUUUUUUACCUAUUCAGCUGAUCCUAUAAUUUGUCAUUGUCAAACCUGAUAUUGUUAACGUCAGGAUCAAACAUUCCCAAUUUCUGUGAUUGCCAGGAAUGAAUAUAUUUGACUCCUGUAUAGUCGAUAGCUUGUUUGUUAGUUUCAUUGCUACCUUAAAUGCACUUAUCACUGAAAGUCCCAGCAAUAUGAUAAACAAACCAGAUUGCUUCAACCUGCUUGUGUGCUUUGUGUUAAGAAUGCUGUUUUUAGAUAUAAAAUAAUGUCUUAUUGAUUUAGCAUGCGCUGUAUCAACAAGAUUUAAAUCUUGUUUUUAAAGCAAUAAUCCUUGUGCCCCCCCCCCCCCCCCCCCGUGUGUUGGCAGGAAAUAGGUUUGGAUAAGAGAUUUUGUAAAAGUGUGAUUGUAUUGUAUAUUGCAUUUUGUAUUAAAAAUAAAAAGCCAUAUGCUUUAAACACUGUAAAUAGAAAUGAAGCUACACUGUGAAACUGCAAUAUACAUUUUAUUCUAUUUUUUUUCAGGGAACGGCGGGUAACUUUGGGGUGCAUUGUUUUCUCGUUUUUUUUGUUUUUUUUUUUAAAUUGUGUGUGCCAAUUCCUGCUGCCAAUGGAAUAUAUUGAAUGCGUUCGGUAAGUGGAAUGGGAAGAUAUAGCUCCAUGCUUUAGAGUAAGAACUCUGUCAAACAAUGACAGCAUCUGCAUUAGGAGUGCCAUCAUAUUGCUGAGCUCUUUAGCUUUGUGUAAAAUGGUUUCACUUCAUUCGAUGGAAGAAAUAGGCCAGGUCAAAAUCAAGUAAAACAAACCACAUGUGAUUUUAAUAAAAACCACAAGGGGGAGCUUUAUUCCACCUUUGAGGAUUUUUUUUUAUCCUGUUUAAAAAACAAUCUUCAAAUUAUAAUUUUUUUCUUCAUGAAUCUUUGUUUUCAAAGUUAUUAUAUACUGCCAGAACAGUCUGAAUAUUAUCAUUUUAUUUGUACAAUUCUAAACACUUUCUAUCAGGGUUGAGUGUUGUGAUGUCUACCAGUUAAUUCAUUCAGAUAACUUUUUUUACCGUCAUGUGAGUGGUUAUAUAAAUUAUUAUAUAGUGUUUGUUUUACCAUUUCAUGUCGGAACAAUGAAGACAAUGUAUUGUGCUUUCACGCUGCGUUACACUAAUGCUUCUGUGGUUUCUGUUCCUGCUGUGUCCAGUAGUGUAGCACUCAAUAAAGAUACAUUAUGCCAA
Molecule: messenger RNA, 4554 nt
Organism: Acipenser ruthenus (sterlet)
Lineage: Eukaryota; Metazoa; Chordata; Actinopteri; Acipenseriformes; Acipenseridae
Product: band 3 anion transport protein-like
Exons: 21
Coding region: 203-2953 (916 amino acids)
Biological process (GO): bicarbonate transport; transmembrane transport; monoatomic anion transport
Cellular component (GO): plasma membrane; basolateral plasma membrane
Molecular function (GO): solute:inorganic anion antiporter activity; monoatomic anion transmembrane transporter activity; bicarbonate transmembrane transporter activity
Source: RefSeq, a predicted model, not a curated record